Molecule: messenger RNA, 772 nt
Organism: Closterium sp. NIES-67
Lineage: Eukaryota; Viridiplantae; Streptophyta; Zygnematophyceae; Desmidiales; Closteriaceae
Source: the annotation of a GenBank genome assembly
UCCAUCUCUGUAUCUCGUCCUCUUCUUUGACAGCGUGCUCAUUUUGCCCUUGGCCUCCAUUUUGUUUCUCUCAUUGUCGUAUACUCUUAUACAGGCGUAGAAGCUGUUAUUAUUUAUCAUACAGUUUAUCGCUCUUUGCUCGCCGUAAACGUGCUGCUUUUUUCCCUCGUGAUAUGUCUCGAUAUUUCGUUGUUGAUAUCUUCCGCUACUAAACUUCUCUUCUUUUCCCUCCCCCUGUCUGCCAUUUCUAUUGCAUUUCAUUGCCAUGUUUGUUUUGUGCCCUUUCCGUGUUCAUGCAGAACUUGGCUAACGGGUUUCUUUCGUGCUCGAUGUCCACAGCUAUGGUGUGUUCUACAGCAAAAUCUUAACAACGGAACUCUUAAGCCGCUGGCUGGUAUGGACCCAUCAUUUAUAGCUCUCUCCCUGUCGGCUUAGUGCAGUGCAAAUUUCAAAAUGACUAACCAUGCAAGUCAUGUAUUUAAGAGCGGCUUUGCAGCAUGUACAAAGGUAUGCAUCAGUUGUCGCAAUGCAUUUUAUCAACUGUAUGGUGACGUUCACUGUCGUUUUUGCUUGUGCAGAAACAUGAUAUUAUAUUUCUCGAGACCGCAAACCGUUGUUCAAAAAUUUCAAGACCGCAAACUGGACAUUAUAUUGAUCGUGUUCAUGUUACUCAUAGUUAGCAUAUAUUCAGGAUUUAAGUGAUGGGCAUGUUAGUAUGCUAACUUCAUUUAUGUGCAACUAAGUUGUGUUAAAAUAACAUUGAUGGACCCAA